AUGACCGCCAUCACAAAUUCUUGCCAGUUCCACGGUCGUGACGACGAGGAUGCCCCCGCUCAUAUCAAUCGCAUCACUCGUCUCUGCAGCACCUUCUCCAUUGAGGGUGUCAAUCUUGAUGCUAGGUAUCUUCAGGUUUUCCCGUUCUCACUCGCUGGACGCGCAGCCGUCUGGUUCGAUUCCCAGCCCGCUGGCACCUUCACUACUUGGGCAGGUCUUCGCGAUGCAUUCUUAGCCAAGUAUUUUUCGCCAUCCAAGGCGUCUCGCCUUCGUGACCAGAUUCACUCAUUUCGUAUGGAGCCGGAUGAGCCGUAUCACUUAGCUUGGGAGCGUUUUCAAACCCUGAUAUCCCGUUGUUCUCAGCAUGGUCUAUCCGAUUGGGCGUUAGUCGAGAAAUUCUACAAUGGUCUUACUCCUGAGAUUAGAGCUCGCUUCGAUACUUCAGCAGGAGGUCAGCUUAUGGGAAAGAAGACGGUGGCUGAGUGCAAUUAUUUGUUUGAGAGCUUUGCCCACUCCGAUAUGGACUACAGCACUACCAGCAGGACUUCCAUUCCUGUGCGUACCACCUCGGCCGAUCGAGGGGUAAACCAAGUUAGCUUGGAUCCAUCGGUAACUACUGUAGUUGAGAAUUUGAGGCAGGAGUUGAGGCAGGAGAUGAGGCAGGAGUUGAGCGAGAUAAAGAAGAAAGUGGAUAGGUGUGAGGUGGAGUACAUAGCCGGUCAGUCUAGGGGUCCCACAAAUCCGUUCAAUAAUUCUAAUUCCAGCUGGCGCGGUAGUGGUAAUUCGAGUGGUUAUUUUUCGUCUGGAAAUCCUCCUGGAUUUCCAUCUGGUCAGUAUCAGAGUAGAGGGCCCGGUUUUUACACGAGUUCUGGUUCAGGGCAGUUUAGUGGGUCAGGUUCGAGUGGGCAGUUUGCGAGUGGAGGAUCGACUCAGGAGAGUCAAGGUAGUGUAAAGGCUCCUGAGGGUAGUAUGAGCAGGUUGGAGGAGAUGUUCGCUCAGAUGAUGACGCAGACUCAGGCAUUCGUUAAAAAUCAGGAGCAGACUAAUAAAAAUAAUGAACUUCAGAUCAAGAAUCAGCAGGCCGCCAUUCUUGAUCUUCAGAGAACAGUGGGUGGGCUUGCUAAGCAGUUGCAGGAGCACCCGCCGAGUCAGUUUUCGGGAAACACCUUCACGAAUCCCGCAAAUUAG
Molecule: messenger RNA, 1188 nt
Organism: Helianthus annuus (common sunflower)
Lineage: Eukaryota; Viridiplantae; Streptophyta; Magnoliopsida; Asterales; Asteraceae
Exons: 2
Coding region: 1-1188 (395 amino acids)
Source: RefSeq, a predicted model, not a curated record